Salmo salar (Atlantic salmon) is the source of this 1921-nucleotide messenger RNA. It is a transcript of the gene trm61, whose product is annotated as TRM61 protein. Gene Ontology annotation, molecular function: tRNA (adenine(58)-N1)-methyltransferase activity. Gene Ontology annotation, cellular component: nucleus; tRNA (m1A) methyltransferase complex. NCBI's taxonomy places the organism in Eukaryota, Metazoa, Chordata, Actinopteri, Salmoniformes, Salmonidae. Gene Ontology annotation, biological process: tRNA methylation. The record is from RefSeq and is a predicted model, not a curated record.
GCCUGCGCAUCUCAGUUUGAAAAUAAUUUAAAGCGCCGCAUUUGCACGUUUACAUAGAUUAAUAUAUCAUCUGAACUGCCACAUUCAUUGCAGGAUUCAUGAUUACUGUGAAAGCGAAUAGUGUAAAUGUUUGUGAACAGGAGCCUCGUCUGGUCAGUCUGAUUACAAAUCCACACGUGAGCUCUGCAGCAUUUGAACAGCAAGUAACAAGUCCUAACUGAUCAUCAACCUCUCAACAUAGCUAGAAGUCACUUCGCACAUCUAAUUCAAUUUUGCUUUUAUAGUUUCAAGUACCUAGCUACAUUUGAUAAGUGAAAACACCUGAAACUCUUCACUUUGGUUCCCUCUUAUAGACUCCCGUGAUAGGAGUCAAACAAGGCCGGCCAUGAGUUUUGUAGAGUAUUCAGAGUUUAUCCAGGAGGGCGAUGUUGCAAUUAUCUUCCUGGGUCAUGACUCGAUGAUGCCGGUCAAGGUGCAGCAGGGUGCCCAAACACAAACACGCUACGGAGUCAUCCGCCACUCCAAAGACCUGAUAGGCCAGCGCUUUGGCACCAAGGUCACCUGCAGCAAAGGUGGCUGGGUCUAUGUGCUGCACCCCACCCCUGAGUUGUGGACCCUCAACCUGCCCCACCGCACCCAGAUCCUCUACACAACAGACAUUGCCAACAUCACCAUGAUGCUGGAGCUCAAGCCUGGCUCUGUCGUCUGUGAAUCAGGCACGGGCAGCGGCUCUCUGUCCCACGCCAUCCUGCGCACCAUCGCGCCUACUGGUCACCUACACACUGUGGAGUUCCACCAGCAGCGUGCUGAGAAGGCGGCUGAGGAGUUCAGGGAGCACCGCGUAGGCCACCUGGUCACCGUCCGCAACCAGGACGUCUGCAAGGAGGGCUUUGGAGUGACGGGGGUUGCAGACGCUGUCUUCCUGGACAUCCCCUCCCCUUGGGAGGCCGUCAAACAUGCCAGGAACACCAUGAAGAGGCAGGGGGGGCGUGUGUGCUCCUUCUCCCCGUGUAUUGAGCAGGUGCAGAAGACGGUUGAGGCGCUGGCUGAUGAGGGUUUCCAGGAGAUCAGCACUCUAGAGGUUCUGCUGAGGGUGCAUGACGUGCGCUCCAUCACACUCCCUUUGCCGGACUUUGGGUCCGACCAGCCCUUGGAGACCCCGACUGACACCCCAGUCCCUAGCAAUGCUUCCGUUCUCUGUAAGACAACCACGCCGCCCAGGGACAUGGCAGGGCACACUGGCUACCUUACCUUCGCCACCAAACCCUCUGUGUAGAGGACUGACUGCUGGAGGUUGGAGUGGGCAGAGACUGUUGUCUAGGAGGCUAUGGCUGGGGAACUCCACAAGGUCUAAAUGCAGUGCUGAUGACUUGGGACAUAACCUGACCCGGGUGGAAAACCUGCUCAGACUGAUUUACUGUACUUUCCCUUCCUCUCCACUGCUCAGCUAAAACUCUACAUUUCAGUCGACAGCUGACAUCCUUUUGGAGAGAGACAUGAUUGAGAAAUUGCUGCUGUUUUAGGCUAUUUCCAGUCUUUCGUAGACUUUGAAUGUAUACACACAAACCCACACAUCCCUAACACACACUAACAGAGGGAGGGAAGAGCAGGCUAAGUGGGAUUCUAUAAAUAGGCUGCUGAUUGCUGAGGGUCUCUUCACAGGGCUGUGAAGAGAUGUCAGAGGUUCACUCUUAAUCUGUCAUGUACAAUCGCUCUAAGCAUGCUACUGAUAUGUUCUUGCAUCAUUCAGGAUUGAAAUAAUAGUAUCUUAUCCCCCAUUGUUACCCAGUUUCUCUCUUUGGAGGACAAUUUUUGGUUGUUGCAAUUUUUACAUUUGUAGAAUGGUGGGAGAAAUUGUGUUUUGUCUCAGCUGGGGGGGAUGCUGUAACAAGGCUAAAUAAACGCCUUACUGUUCUUCCUA